UGCGUCCUGGUCGGUCUCUGGGAGCAGCAGCAGAGUGAGCCCUCUUCGUUGUUCCCGCCUCUCUGCCGGUCGGCUGCCACGUCAUCAGACGCUCCGUCACCACCAACAACAUCAGACAUGGCGGCGUCCGUCCGGGAGAAGCAGACAGUUGCUCUGAAGCGAAUGCUGAACUUCAACGCUCCUCCUCUGAAGAACACAGCAGCCGAGCCAGUAUGGAAGGUGCUGAUAUACGACCGGUUUGGCCAAGACAUCAUCUCCCCUCUGCUGUCUGUCAAAGAGCUCAGAGACAUGGGCAUCACUCUGCACCUGCUGCUUCACUCAGACAGAGAUCCCAUCCCUGAUGUUCCAGCCAUCUACUUCGUCAUGCCCACAGAGGAGAACAUCGACAGGAUAUGCCAGGACCUGAGGAAUCAGCUGUACGAGUCGUACUUUCUGAACUUCAUCUCUGCCAUCAGCAGAAGUAAAUUGGAGGACAUCGCCAGCGCUGCUCUGGCUGCUAACGCCGUCACCCAAGUCACCAAGGUGUAUGAUCAGUAUCUGAACUUCAUCACUCUGGAAGACGACAUGUUCGUCCUCUGCCAUCAAAACAAGGAGCUCAUCUCGUACCACGGUAACACACACACACACUCUCUCACACACACACACACCAUUAGCAGGAUGUUAUGUUGAUACCAUUAG
Molecule: messenger RNA, 678 nt
Organism: Larimichthys crocea (large yellow croaker)
Lineage: Eukaryota; Metazoa; Chordata; Actinopteri; Sciaenidae
Product: sec1 family domain-containing protein 1-like
Exons: 6
Coding region: 118-669 (183 amino acids)
Biological process (GO): vesicle-mediated transport
Source: RefSeq, a predicted model, not a curated record